Molecule: messenger RNA, 1197 nt
Organism: Salvia splendens (bonfire salvia)
Lineage: Eukaryota; Viridiplantae; Streptophyta; Magnoliopsida; Lamiales; Lamiaceae
Product: glucan endo-1,3-beta-glucosidase
Exons: 2
Coding region: 65-1078 (337 amino acids)
Biological process (GO): carbohydrate metabolic process
Molecular function (GO): hydrolase activity, hydrolyzing O-glycosyl compounds
Source: RefSeq, a predicted model, not a curated record
AUCACAAGCAUUACUCAGCUCAAAUAUCAGGUUUCUUAGUUUCUUGAAUUAGCUACACUCAAUAAUGUCUCGAAUAUUUAUUUGUUUGUUCAUCUUGAUUGGAGCUAUGUCUGCAGUGAUGUGUCAGCUCCCAGGUCAUGUCGGAGUAUGCAACGGGCGACUCGGCAACAACCUACCAUCGGAGCGAGACGUCGUCGAGCUCUACAAGGCCAACGGAAUCAAGAGAAUGCGAAUCUACGACCCCAACGCGGACACCCUCGCCGCCCUCAGCGAGUCCGACAUCGAGCUCAUCCUCGACGUCCCUAACGUCGACCUCCCCUCCCUCCAAUCCGACGCCACCCAAUGGGUCGAAACCCACGUCCGCCCCUACUUUCCGGCCACCAAAAUCCGCUACAUCGCCGUGGGCAACGAAAUAGAUCCCGCCAAAUCCGAAACCCGAGAAUUCGUCCCUCAACUCCUCCGCGCCAUGGAGAACAUCCACAGAGCCCUCACAAGAUUCCAACUAGAAAACCAAAUCAAGGUCUCCACGGCGACGUAUUCCGCCGUGUUGAAGGACACCUCCCCGCCGUCGAAAUCCGCCUUCAUCGACGACAAUUUCAUGCCUCCGGUGGUGAAGUUCCUGGCGUCGAUCGGAUCUCCGCUUCUAGUGAAUAUAUACCCUUACUUUGCCCACUUCGAAAACCCCUCCACUGUGAAGCUCGACUUCGCUUUGUUUACUGCUCAACGAGUUGAGGUUUUCGAUAAUGGCUUCGAGUAUCGGAACCUCUUCGACGCGAUGGUUGAUGGCGUUUACUACGCGAUCGAGAAGGCCGGGGGGAACGGCGUCGGGGUGGUGGUGUCGGAGAGUGGGUGGCCGUCGGGGGGCGGAGGAAGCGUGGAGACGGUGGCGAAUGCGGAGACGUACUACCGGAAUUUGAUCGGACAUGUCGGCGGGGGGACGCCGAAGAAGAGGGGGUCGUUGGAGACUUACUUGUUUGCGAUGUUUGAUGAGAAUGACAAGACUGGGGCAAAGACUGAGCAGCAUUUUGGCCUUUUUAGGCAUGAUAAGACUCCUAAAUAUAACCUAGGAUUAAAUUAAGUUGUGUUUCUUCGUCUAUUUAUAAUUGAGUUAAGCUCUUACAUGAGCGAUAAAAUAUUGAUGUAAUGUUAUUGAUUGUUAGCCAAAAAAUAAUGGACAAGAUUAUAAGGUUGUUCCAA